Molecule: messenger RNA, 550 nt
Organism: Nicrophorus vespilloides
Lineage: Eukaryota; Metazoa; Arthropoda; Insecta; Coleoptera; Silphidae
Product: reactive oxygen species modulator 1
Exons: 3
Coding region: 130-369 (79 amino acids)
Biological process (GO): protein insertion into mitochondrial inner membrane; protein import into mitochondrial matrix
Cellular component (GO): TIM23 mitochondrial import inner membrane translocase complex
Source: RefSeq, a predicted model, not a curated record
GAUGUCAUUGACAUCACUAAAGAAAAGUUAAUAUGGCCGCAUGUUAAUGUCCAAAUUUCCCAGAGUUGUUACAAUCCGCAAUAACAUACAUUUCAAUCGAUAGCUUAUAUAGAAAAUAUUACAUGCAAAAUGCCUGUACCAGGAGGUGUAUAUCAACAACAGGGUCCCUCAUGCUUUGAUAAGAUGAAAAUGGGUUUCUUCUUAGGUUUUUGUGUGGGAAUGGCCAGUGGUGCCUUGUUUGGUGGUUUUUCAGCACUCAGGACUGGGUUGAGAGGAAGGGAGUUAGUAAAUACAGUUGGUAAAGUAAUGGUUCAAGGAGGUGGUUCGUUUGGCACCUUCUUGGCAAUUGGAUCUGGGUUGAGAUGUUAGUGUGAAAUAUGAAAUCAUAUGGGAUUUUGUUGAAAAGCAAUUGUUACUAAUUAGCAUGAUGUACUGAUAACUAAUAUUUAGUAUUAAAAAAAGCGAAACGGAUGUAAUGUGAUUUUUACGCUAAUAUUACACUGUAGAUAUUUUUAAUUUUUCUUAUUUAAAUAAAAUUAAAUGAUUUAAA